Molecule: messenger RNA, 3658 nt
Organism: Panthera uncia (snow leopard)
Lineage: Eukaryota; Metazoa; Chordata; Mammalia; Carnivora; Felidae
Gene: CNKSR2
Product: connector enhancer of kinase suppressor of Ras 2
Exons: 22
Coding region: 434-3547 (1037 amino acids)
Biological process (GO): regulation of signal transduction
Cellular component (GO): cytoplasm; membrane
Molecular function (GO): protein binding
Source: RefSeq, a predicted model, not a curated record
UUGUGGUGCUCGGGGCUUCACUCCCGCGCGCGAGGCGAGCGAGCAAGUUGGUUGCGGGCGUGCGGCGGCGGCGGCUCCUUUCCUCACCGUCUCGACCCUCGGCGGUGCAAGGCAUGAACUGAAGCCCAGGAAGGACGGAGACCCGAGCGGAGUCGGGGAGCAAUAGCAGCAGUCGUCUCUGCGGGGACCAAGCAGAGAGUCUGCACUGAGCCGCGACCCCGGCGCGUUUCUCUCCCCGUCGCCGUUCCCACCGCGCUGUCGGCCGUUUGUUAAGAGACACUGAAGCCGCGAGACCCAACAUACAAAAGCCGUCUUCUCGCCACCCGCCCAGCGAGGCAACGGCCAGCAAAGGACCCCACCUGAGGGCGGCUCGGGCUGCCGAGUUCGUUUUGUGUCUGAUCUCCGCGCCCCGCGCGGUAGCGACCCCGUGCUCAUGGCUCUGAUCAUGGAACCCGUGAGCAAAUGGUCUCCGAGUCAAGUAGUGGACUGGAUGAAAGGUCUUGAUGAUUGUUUGCAGCAGUAUAUUAAGAACUUUGAGAGGGAGAAGAUCAGUGGAGACCAGCUGCUGCGCAUUACACAUCAGGAACUAGAAGAUCUGGGGGUCAGCCGCAUUGGCCAUCAGGAAUUGAUCUUGGAAGCAGUUGAUCUUCUGUGUGCACUGAAUUAUGGCUUGGAAACAGAGAAUCUAAAAACCCUUUCUCACAAGUUGAAUGCAUCUGCCAAAAAUCUACAGAAUUUUAUAACAGGGAGGAGAAGGAGUGGCCAUUAUGAUGGGAGAACCAGCCGAAAGUUGCCAAAUGACUUUUUGACUUCAGUUGUGGACCUGAUAGGAGCAGCCAAGAGUCUGCUUGCCUGGUUGGACAGGUCACCAUUUGCUGCUGUCACAGACUAUUCAGUUACAAGGAAUAAUGUCAUACAGCUCUGCUUGGAAUUAACAACAAUUGUGCAACAGGAUUGUACUGUGUAUGAAACAGAGAAUAAAAUUCUUCAUGUGUGUAAAACUCUUUCUGGAGUCUGUGACCACAUCAUAUCCCUGUCGUCAGAUCCUCUGGUUUCACAGUCUGCCCACCUAGAAGUGAUUCAGCUGGCAAACAUCAAACCAAGUGAAGGGCUGGGUAUGUAUAUUAAAUCAACAUAUGAUGGGCUCCAUGUAAUUACUGGAACUACAGAAAAUUCACCUGCAGAUCGGUGCAAGAAAAUCCAUGCUGGCGAUGAAGUGAUUCAAGUUAACCAUCAGACUGUGGUGGGGUGGCAGUUGAAAAAUUUGGUGAAUGCACUACGAGAGGACCCGAGUGGUGUUAUCUUAACUUUGAAAAAGCGACCUCAGAGCAUGCUUACCUCAGCACCAGCUUUACUGAAAAAUAUGAGAUGGAAGCCCCUUGCUCUGCAGCCUCUUAUACCUAGAAGUCCCACAAGCAGCGUUGCCACGCCUUCCAGCACCAUCAGUACACCAACUAAAAGAGACAGUUCUGCUCUCCAGGAUCUCUACAUCCCCCCUCCUCCUGCAGAACCAUAUAUUCCCAGGGAUGAAAAAGGAAACCUUCCUUGUGAAGACCUCAGAGGACAUAUGGUUGGCAAGCCGGUGCAUAAGGGAUCUGAAUCACCAAAUUCAUUUCUGGAUCAGGAAUAUCGAAAGAGGUUUAAUAUUGUUGAGGAAGAUACUGUCUUAUAUUGCUAUGAAUAUGAAAAAGGAAGAUCCAGUAGUCAAGGAAGACGAGAAAGCACCCCAACUUAUGGCAAGCUACGACCUAUAUCUAUGCCAGUGGAAUAUAAUUGGGUGGGGGACUAUGAAGAUCCAAAUAAGAUGAAGAGAGAUAGUAGAAGAGAAAACUCUCUACUCCGAUAUAUGAGCAAUGAAAAAAUUGCUCAAGAAGAAUACAUGUUUCAGAGAAACAGCAAGAAGGACACAGGGAAGAAGUCUAAAAAGAAGAGUGAUAAGAGUAAUAGCCCGACUCACUAUUCACUGCUACCUAGUUUGCAAAUGGAUGCACUGAGACAGGACAUCAUGGGCACGCCUGUGCCAGAGACCACACUAUACCACACAUUUCAGCAGUCCUCUCUGCAGCACAAAUCAAAGAAGAAAAACAAAGGUCCUAUAGCUGGCAAGAGCAAAAGACGAAUUUCUUGCAAAGAUCUUGGACGAGGUGACUGUGAAGGUUGGCUUUGGAAAAAGAAAGAUGCAAAGAGUUAUUUUUCACAGAAAUGGAAGAAAUAUUGGUUUGUCCUUAAGGAUGCAUCUCUAUAUUGGUAUAUUAAUGAGGAGGAUGAAAAAGCAGAAGGAUUCAUCAGUCUGCCCGAAUUUAAAAUUGACAGAGCCAGUGAAUGCCGCAAGAAAUAUGCAUUCAAAGCGUGUCAUCCUAAAAUCAAAAGCUUUUAUUUUGCUGCUGAGCAUCUUGAUGAUAUGAACAGGUGGCUUAACAGAAUCAAUAUGCUGACUGCAGGAUAUGCAGAAAGAGAGAGGAUUAAGCAAGAACAAGAUUACUGGAGUGAGAGUGACAAGGAAGAAGCAGAUACUCCAUCAACACCCAAACAGGACAGCCCUCCGCCCCCUUACGACACAUACCCACGACCUCCCUCUAUGAGUUGUGCCAGUCCUUACGUGGAAGCAAAACACAGCCGGCUCUCUUCCACAGAGACCUCUCAGUCACAGUCCUCCCAUGAAGAGUUUCGCCAGGAAGUGACUGGGAGCAGUGCUGUGUCCCCCAUUCGCAAGACAGCCAGUCAGCGCCGCUCCUGGCAGGAUUUAAUCGAGACGCCCCUGACAAGCUCAGGAUUACACUAUCUUCAGACUCUGCCCCUGGAGGAUUCUGUCUUCUCUGACUCCGCGGCCAUCUCCCCAGAGCACAGGCGGCAGUCCACCCUUCCAACUCAGAAGUGCCACCUACAGGAUCACUAUGGGCCGUACCCCUUGGCUGAGAGCGAGAGGAUGCAAGUGUUAAAUGGAAAUGGGGGCAAACCUCGAAGUUUUACUCUGCCUCGAGAUAGCGGGUUCAACCACUGCUGUCUGAACGCACCCGUUAGUGCCUGUGACCCGCAGGAUGACGUGCAGCCCACAGAGGUGGAGGAAGAGGAGGAGGAGGAGGAGGAGGAGGAGGAGGAAGGGGAGGCAGCAGGGGAAAACAUAGGAGACAAAAGUGAAAGUAGGGAAGAAAAGUUAGGAGAUUCAUUGCAAGAUUUAUACAGGGCAUUGGAGCAAGCCAGUCUGUCACCACUGGGAGAACAUCGCAUUUCAACCAAGAUGGAAUACAAGCUAUCAUUUAUAAAGAGAUGUAAUGACCCUGUGAUGAAUGAAAAACUACACAGGCUGAGAAUUCUCAAAAGCACUUUAAAGGCCAGAGAAGGGGAAGUAGCCAUUAUUGAUAAAGUCCUAGACAAUCCAGACUUGACAUCUAAAGAAUUCCAACAAUGGAAGCAGAUGUACCUCGAUCUUUUCUUGGAUAUCUGUCAAAACACCACCUCAAAUGACCCAUUAAGUAUUUCUUCUGAAGUAGAUGUAAUCACUUCCUCUCUCGCACACACUCACUCAUACAUUGAAACGCAUGUGUAAGUGUAUUCUGCCCUCUGGCCAUCUGGUACCUUUUGGUACUUUGAAUAAGUAUAUGAGGUAGUUUUAUAUCAGUGUGUGGGACACUUGACAAGCUAUACUUUAAUGUUACCA